GAUCAGAUAGCAGAGAGAGAGAGAGAGAGGGAGAGAGGGAGAGGGAGAGACCAAUUAAAACAUUGGAGAUAGAGAUGGAACUGCCUCCAACACACAACAAGUAGACAACCCUGCACAACUCCAAGCAGGAUCUAAAAUAGGCAAGGAUAUCAUGUGUUUUUUUUACUGGGAAAUUGUUACUUAGCCACCUCUUCCAAGUCUGGCAGUGGUAGUGGUGUGUGCAAUUCUUUUUAGUUUUUUUCGGGGGGAGGGGAGAAAAGAAUUGAGCUAUAGUUGAAGAUUGCUCUUGCUUCACUAAUAUUGCUACCGGGGGGAGCCCUAGAAGACACUGCAAGUGGACUGAUGGAGAUGAACAAGUUCAGGUUUUUUUUAUGCUUCUGUUUGAAAUGGAUGGAUUGGUUUUAUCCAUAGGUGUUUAAAACAAAAACAAUUAUAAAGCCAAACAUAAAAUGGGAAGCUUCUGUUAGAGAAGAGGGAAUAUGAAGUAACUGAAAGGUACGUGCUCCCUCCCGGAUCAGACCCAGGCAAGCAUCCCCGCAGGGUAACACUGGAUUUAUAUAUGACAACUGAAAGAGCUGAAAAACCUGGACUUCAUGGUGAAUGUUUUGUGGACAUUAAGUAGGGACACAGGACUACGACAUACCAAGGGCCACGAUUCUUGCACUAAACAGAGAUGAGUGUUGGCAGAAUAAACCUUUACAGCAUUGUUUCCUCAGAAGAAGACGGCCUAAGGCUGACCACCAUGCGUGGAGUAAACGGUUUCGGAAACGGCAAAAUCCACACCCGGAGGAAGUGCAGGAACAGAUUUGUGAAGAAAAAUGGACAGUGCAACGUCCAGUUCACCAACAUGGAUGACAAGUCUCAAAGAUACAUGGCUGAUAUGUUCACAACAUGUGUGGAUAUCCGCUGGCGGUACAUGCUGUUGAUCUUCUCCCUUGCCUUUUUGAUAUCAUGGCUGGCAUUUGGAUUAGCUUUUUGGCUGAUCGCCCUCAUCCACGGAGAUCUAGACAACCCUGCGGGUGAUGACAACUUCAAGCCUUGUGUUUUGCAAGUCAACGGCUUCAUAGCUGCUUUUCUUUUCUCCAUUGAAACUCAGACCACUAUUGGAUAUGGGUUUCGCUGCGUCACUGAGGAAUGUCCUGUCGCCGUUUUUAUGGUGGCCUUUCAAUCCAUUGUUGGGUGUAUUAUUGACUCUUUCAUGAUUGGUGCAAUCAUGGCAAAGAUGGCACGGCCGAAGAAGAGAGCGCAAACCUUACUUUUCAGCCAUAAUGCUGUAAUAGCGAUGAGGGAUGGGAAGCUUUGUCUCAUGUGGCGAGUCGGGAACCUUAGGAGGAGUCACAUUGUUGAGGCCCAUGUCAGGGCUCAGUUGAUUAAGCCACGCAUCACAGAGGAAGGAGAAUACAUACCCCUUGACCAAAUAGACAUAAAUGUUGGGUUUGAUAAAGGUUUAGACCGUAUCUUCUUGGUUUCUCCAAUAACAAUUAUUCACGAAAUCGAUGAUGAGAGUCCUUUAUAUGGCAUAAGCAAACAAGACUUAGAAACAGCGGAUUUUGAAAUUGUGGUCAUACUUGAAGGGAUGGUGGAAGCCACUGCUAUGACAACCCAAGCCCGUAGCUCAUACCUGGCAAGUGAGAUUCUGUGGGGCCACAGGUUUGAACCUGUUCUCUUUGAGGAGAAAAACCAAUACAAAGUAGACUAUUUCCACUUCCACAAAACCUACGAGGUGCCCUCAACUCCACGCUGUAGUGCCAAGGACAUAAUUGAGAAUAAAUACCUGGUUCCUAGUACCAACUCUUUCUGUUAUGAAAAUGAACUUGCUUUUAUGAGCAGGGAUGAGGAAGAUGACGAGGACAGCCGAGUGCUGGAUGACUUGAGUCCAGACAGCAGGCAUGAAUUUGAUAGACAAGCCACCAUAGCACUGGAUCAGAAGUCAUACAGGCGGGAAUCAGAGAUAUGACCCCCUAACCAUUGAUCUUGCAUCAGCUUUUUUUCUUUUGUUUUUGUUUGUUUCAAUGAAUACGUGCAGAACAAUGCAAGUGCCAUAGGACAACUUAACUACUGUAAUAACAUUGAGAGGUCAAGCGAUAAAAUCAGUGUCAAGAUUCUUGUGAAUCUAGAAGGGUAAGCAGAACUGCUGAAGCAAAAUACAAUUAACAAAUGCUGUGGUAAGAAAAACAAACAAUAAAUAUGGCUUCCUGGAAGUAUAGUCAAGAAUGUCCAAGACUAAGACGUUAGGUGACAUAAAAUGACCUUGUUUCUUAAUGAAAACUUGAAUUUUAUUUUUGUAAGAUGGCUCAACCUGAAAGCUUUAAAUGAAGUAAUACAAAGAAAUGUAAUAUAGAAAUGAAAGAGAUUAUUUAGUACUGAUCUGUAAAUAGGUUGCUUAGGUAAGUUAUGAUGUAACUUUUGAUCCCCACCAAUUGGUAUUAUUAUUAGUUUAUUCAGCAGACGCCUUUAUCCAAGGCGACUAAUAGAGACUAGGGUGUGUGAACUAUGCAUCAGCUGCAGAGUCACUUACAAGUACGUCUCACCUGAAAGACGGAGCACAAGGAGGUUAAGUAACUUGCUCAGGUUCACACAAUGAGUCAGUGGCUGAGGUGGGAUUUGAACCGGGGACCUCCUAGUUACAAGCCCUUUUCUUUAACCACUGGACCACACAGCCUCCUAUGCCUCCUAACAAUUGGUAUUGCAAGGUUUUUUGCCUGCUUUUUUAGGCUCCUAGGGCACCAGCAUGAAGGUGUCACAAUUAACAGAUAAUAAUGUGGUUAUCCCUAUUGAAAACUUGGGCAUAUACACAAAGGAGCUAUAGAUUUGUGGUGCAUGCAAAUUUCCUUGGACUCGCACUCAACAAUGCACAACAAAUGAGCCACACACUCUGAGUGACUACAAUGUCGGCAAGCACAAUUUACUGCAGAAUAUGUCAAAUUACUGGUGCAAAGGGCUUGACAAAACAGACGUGGCAAACAGGCUCAACCCUUUGAGUACUACAUUUAUUUUGCACCUCUAAAAUGACAUGGAAGCUGGUGAAUAUUAAGGACAUUUUAUUUAAAUAAAGACAACAUCCUAGUAAAGGAAAGCAAUAUUGCCAUGAAUAGAUCAAUCAUUUUAACUAGUACAUCUAAAUAACAUAAUUCCAAAAAAUCCCUAGAGAGCUGCUAUAUUUGGCUUAUACAUGUUGGAAUAAAUAUUUGUGUAUGUUAUUACAAUUCAGGAAAAGGGACAGCCACCAUCACAUGACAUUCAUAAUUAACAAUUAUAAUGCAAUCAAAGUUCACGAUUGCAGCCACCAAGUAAAUGCUCUAAAUAAAUGGAAAGAGGGGUGAGUCUUUAUAUCGAGCUAGUAACAAACACAGCUGCUUAUUUUUUGCGUGUUUCCAAUUGCCUCCUCAUAUGUUGCAAUGACCACUUGGUCUAACUGGAAUUUGUAAAACAAAAAAUUGUGUCCAAAUUGUCCUCAAAUACCUGGCAAUAGCCACAAGAUCAAGCAAGAUUUCAUUCCAAUGUUUUCAUCAAACACACUCCGAAUUUUAAAUUCAAGAUGGGGCUAGGGUUGAGCUGAACUGCAGGUUGUCUUCAAGUAAGUAGCUUCAAAUGUAAUUUUAAUUGCUUUUUUUUUUUUUUUUACGUUUCCUUUACUAUGUUUUUUAUGGUUGCUUCAAUAUUGUGUUCUUAUUUUUUUUCACUAAAUAUGCAUUUACAAGGGUGCAGCAGGGCAGGAGUCCUGCACAUGAGAGGAGUUUUUGUGUGUAAAUAUUGUAAAUAGUGUGUAUUGUAAUUGUUGUAAUUAAGUAUGAAGUCCUGACACACCUGGGAGAGGCUGCCUGCUGUGUGUGAUUGACAG
Acipenser ruthenus (sterlet) is the source of this 3841-nucleotide messenger RNA. Its product is annotated as ATP-sensitive inward rectifier potassium channel 12-like. The transcript has 3 exons. Gene Ontology annotation, molecular function: inward rectifier potassium channel activity. NCBI's taxonomy places the organism in Eukaryota, Metazoa, Chordata, Actinopteri, Acipenseriformes, Acipenseridae. Gene Ontology annotation, biological process: potassium ion import across plasma membrane; regulation of monoatomic ion transmembrane transport. Gene Ontology annotation, cellular component: plasma membrane. The record is from RefSeq and is a predicted model, not a curated record. The coding region runs from base 674 to 1957 and encodes 427 amino acids.